UCCCGGUACAGCAGCAGCAGCGGCGGCGGGUCGCUCCAAGAAAACCCAUCAGAACUGAGAUUUACAACACAUCUCCAGGACACCAAAUAAGAUUUUUUCCCUCCUCUCUCAAAGUAAGGGGAUUCAGUGGAUUUCACUCUGUAGUCGGCGAUCUUUUCAACACAGAUAUAAUCAUUUCAGGACUCCCGGGGUUUGCGUGUGCAGUCUCUGCGAAGUUUCUCUCCAGUGAAAGGCGUCUUGGCUCCCUCCGCUGCCGGACUGUACAGACCGGAACAUUUGCUUGAUGAAGAAAAACUAAAGUGACAACAUCACAUCAACAUCCUCAUCCUCUUGGACUACAUCUUGAAGACGUUGGUAGGUGGACUACUACCCCCCCACCCCAUCCCCUCCUCCUUCUCUUCCUCCUUCUUUACCCAGUUCUGCUGCGUAAUUUUCUGGAUGUUUUCUCAUUUUUCUCCAGAAAAGGUUUCCUAUUUGUCGGAUAAAAUUCUCAGAGACAAAAACUGGAGGAAAAUAACUUCUAUUUGGUGUAAUAGGUUUACUGUAGCCUCCAUCAGUCCCUCCUGUGAUGCUCUUUUCCCAGGGGCGAUGGGAGUCCUACAGCCUCUGAUGCAAGCCUCUGGUGCGCCCUGGUACAUUUCUCAUCUCUCGCAGCUCUGAUUUUUUUUCUCCCAAUAGGUCACCAGGACAAGAAUAUAUACAUUUACCAUUUGCAGAGGGACGAUCCGGAUUGCCACCCACUUCCGAUUUUCAACUAUUAAUACAGACUGGUAGGUGAUAAUUGCCAUGGAUCGGUAGAAACCGCUCGUUUAGAUGUUAGUGAGAUGAAGUUGGAGGCCUUGUGUCGACGCAAAAUAACCGAGGAGACAGAUUAGGCAACUUUUAACACUGAUCCAUCAUUUAUUUCAUCUUUCUGUAGAAAUAAGUGUGUAGCCUAGUGUAGCUGUUUAUGACGGAAAGGAUGGCGCUGAGUGGAAACUGUAGGACUAACCCUAAAGACCAGUCAUCAGUUCAGAACAGUUUCCCAGAUGUUGUUGAAUUAAACGUGGGGGGGCAGGUUUAUUACACGCGUCACUCCACUCUGGUGGGCACCCCGAAUUCAUUACUUGGCAAGAUAUUUUCUGCCAAAAAAGACGCGUCUAAUGAUUUGGCACGAGAUCCCAAGGGCCGCUAUUUCAUCGACAGAGACGGGUUAUUCCGUUAUGUGUUGGACUACCUCCGGGAUAAACAAGUGGUCCUCCCAGACCACUUCCCGGAGAAAGGGAGACUCAGGAAAGAGGCAGAGUACUUCCAGCUGCCGGACCUGGUCAAGCUCCUGACCCUGAGGAUAUCAAACAAGUCGGAUGACUACUUCCACAGUGACUACGAAGAUGGGUCACAGGGCAGCGACCACCGGCAGUGCCCGCCUCCGUCUCUGGUCCCGGCGGACAGGAAGAGCGGCUUCAUCACGGUGGGGUACCGGGGGUCCUGCACCAUGGGUCGGGAGAGUCAGAGCGACGCCAAGUUUAGGCGCGUACCUAGGAUACUCAUAUGCGGACGGGUGGCCCUGGCCAAAGAAGUUUUCGGGGAGACCCUGAAUGAGAGCCGGGAUCCGGACAGGACUCCGGAUCGGUACACCUCCAGGUUUUACCUCAAGUUCAAGCACCUGGAGAGGGCUUUUGACAUGCUGUCUGAGUGCGGUUUCCAAAUGGUGGCCUGCAACUCCUCAGUCACAGCCUCCUUCGUCAACCAGCACACAGAGGACAAGAUCUGGUCCAGCUACACAGAAUACGUCUUCUACCGUGGUCCAUCUCGUUGGUCAUCCCCACCUUGUGACUGCUGUUGCAAGAACCAUAAGGGUGAUGGAGAGGGUGAAAGCGGCACUUCCUUUAACGACCUCUCCACCUCUAGCUCUGAAAGCCAGUCAGAGGCCAGCUCUCCCCAAGGAACGGUCAUCUGUGGCCCGGUCAGUCGCCAGCAGCACCCCCAUGCCAAUGUCCAAACCUUGGAUAGACCGCUGAAAAAGGGCCCUGUGGCCAUGCUCCAGCAGUCUGAACAGCGGCGGAAAAGCGACCUGCUGCGCACGCUAACGGCAAGCUCCCGCGACACCAGCACGUGCAAGAAGAGGCAGGCGAAGGAGAAGCUCACGGUCGAGGAGGAGCUGGAAAAGUGCAUUCAAGACUUCCGCAAGAUCAAGAUCCCGGAGAGGUUCCCUGAGAGGAAGUACAUGUGGCAGGCCGACCUACUGAGAAAGUACCGCCUCUGAGCCCGGAAACAGAGGCAGCAGAAAUCUGAGGCCAAGGAUCAGUUUACAUGUUUUUUUGAUCAUGACUUUUGCAACAAAAAAGGGAGAUAUCACUAAAUCCAGUUUCUGGGGGAACCUUUAUGCUGUUAGGUUAAACACAGAAGCAAGACAGAGGCAUAAACACCAGACUGCUCUCUUAUUGAUGUACGUAGUAUGUAUGUGUGUAUGUAGUAUAGGCCUUUAUGUACUGUAUGUGUUGUACCUUGCUGAAUGCUUCAGAACUCACGGUGAGCUAAUUUAUCCCUGAGGACCAAUAAAAGUGGGCGAAAGACCUCCGCAAUGAACCGACCAAACCAAUGGAGGCUCACUUAACGGCUACACUGGGGGUAAUUGAGGGUUUACCGGACUGGACGCAAAGUCACCUGUCAUCAUUCGAAUGGAAACCCAUCAAAAGAGUCACAAUUUUAGCUCACAGAGACAAAUACUGAUUUAGUAUGUGUGUAGGUAUGUGUGUGUUUGCACCCAGGUGGCCUAGAGGUCACAGAUAAAUCUGCAUCAGGGUCCAUUAAUAAUUCAUGCUGUCCCGACAGUGCUCUCACUAUAAAUACACUCGGAGCACUCUGCUGCCAGGGUGGCGUAAACAGCUGGGUUGAUUACUUUACUUUUAGCCAACAUUUGGGGAUUUUUGAGGCAGAAGGAGGUAGGACUUUAUCACCACCACAAUUAAUUCCCCCUCUUCAUGUAUCGAGUUAUAUUACAAAAGUACCCUGAGUGAAUCCAACUGCACUGCAUUGAAUUCAUUUUUGCUGUGCUUGCUAAAUGUAAAGCAACGCCUCAGCUGCUGUUUGAAGGAUAGCUGAAAGACUAUGAGGCUGAAUUGAUGGUCAAACUACAGUUUAAUUUUAAAUUUUAAUAGUUUUAGUCAAAAAACAAAAAAAGAUUCAAUAUGUGAUUACAUUUACAGCACUGGCUUUUACCAUUUAUUACAUUAAGAAGUUGAUCAGAACACUCACAAAGCAUUCAUUUACUGGCAAAAACACUCCAAGAUGACAACUCAUGUGGUCAUUUUCACCAUUUUCAGUAUCACAUACCAUAAAGAGAGAGAUAGAAUUGUUCGGUUUGCUCAGCUUGUUGACACAGAUUGAUGCUUUCUGCCUGGACGGCUGACAUGCUAAUCAAUAGUCAUUGAUGAUCGUGUCUAGUAAUAGAGCGGAGAGAUGUGGCUCUUGUUUACGGUUAUAAAUGAAGUCCCUGGGUUACUGACAAAGACAAACUGUUAAUGUAUGUAGUGAAUAUUAGCCAUCAUUUGUGAAUUCAUUUGCAGUAUGUACAUGUGUGCAUGCAUUUACAGAAACGAACACAGCGGGCAGUUAUUUCAGAACGACUCAACUUCUUUAAACUAACAUUUCUCUUAAUGGGAAAUACUUGCUAGAUCAUAUAAUUUACCAUUUACUUUACAACACAAACUGCAUUAUUGAUCACACAAACGACACAAAUACUCUUUGAUGUAGUGAAUCAUAAGAAGUGUAGGUUUAUGAUGGUGAGUGUUUCAUGAUGAUGUGACAUUAUUAUAGUCGAUGUUGUUUAAAGAUGACGGGAGGUAGGAAUGGUUGCACAAGCUUUGUUUUGUGAAGAGAUAUGCUGUAUGUAGAAGAGAGUAUAUUCAUAAAUAUUUAUAAACAGUAAACGUGAAGUUAGAGCAUACUUAAAAAUGGUGUGUUGCACAAAAAACAUGUCACACUUACUGUAAACUUCCAUUUUAUAGUGUCAAAAUGAGAGUUUAGAAAUAUUAAAAUAAUCUAGAACAACAGUAAACCUCUGUGUGUGUAUGUGGAGGGGUAAAGUAAUUGUCUUUGAGUGAAGAAUUUGGGGAUAGAUACCUGACUUAUUAUUAAAUAUUUGACAGCAUCAGAAAAAAAAAUGUAUAUUUGGGAAUAGCAAAUGGGAUAUAUGGAUGGAUUUAAUUAUAAUAUAAAUAUUAAUAGAAGGUCCAAGGAAAUAGAGCAAGGACAAAGGGGGAUCUUCUUAUAUGCUUUUUUAGUUUAUAAAAAUGCAGAGUAUACAAUUGAAUGAAAAGCACAUAAUUAAAUACAAAUAUAAACUUAUUUCAUUUAAAAGCCCCUGAUGUGUUAAUAUAAAUUAAAAAAAAAAAUUAAGAAUAUGCUUUGCUAUAUUUAUUUUUCUAUCCCAAAUCCUUAAAAUUAAUAGAUUUCUAUUGCCCUUAUUUUUUUUUCCACAUAAUAUAUUUCCUGUCAGGGAAGUGGUGUGAUUUAUGUAAAUGACACAAUGAGCAUGAGCAGUCAAAAUGUUUCCACUUCUACUGUACCCAGUGUCUGCAGUGGCUUAUGUUUAACAGUAAUGUGGUUGCAAUAGGUGCUAGAAACAAACCAACCACCCAUCUUCAUCUUGUCAAUACAAUGAGUAUCACUUAUUUUUCUACAUUUUUUUUGAAUAUUACAUUUUCAUUUUAAAGUCAUUUAUCAGUUGAAGGUGAAAAAUGUUCAUCCACAUCACAUAUCAUAUGUAAAUAAACAUCAUAAAUCAUACCUAACCAGAAUUAUGUAUUAUACUCCCUGUAUAUAACAUGCAGAUUCAUGGGGCGUGGCUGCUUCUCUGUUCUUAGUGAUGCAGUAGACUGACGCUAAUGUAAUAUGGACUGUUUUGUUUGAUCAUAUAGAGCGGUGGGCCAUCAGUGAUGAACGGAAAUAUAAUGCAUAGCUAUAACAUAUUAUGUACACACAAUAACAAAUGAAAAGUCUGUCUAUUUUUGAGACAACAGCAUAAUAAAAAAGGAAUGUCAGCACAUUUGUGUGACAGUGCAAGGGCAGUCGCUACAGUUUAAGCAUGCUGGAUUACAAUCAACAGAU
This is a messenger RNA of Sphaeramia orbicularis (orbiculate cardinalfish), 5091 nucleotides long. RefSeq names its product potassium channel tetramerization domain containing 16b (gene kctd16b). The record is from RefSeq and is a predicted model, not a curated record. Gene Ontology annotation, biological process: regulation of G protein-coupled receptor signaling pathway; protein homooligomerization. Lineage: Eukaryota; Metazoa; Chordata; Actinopteri; Kurtiformes; Apogonidae. Gene Ontology annotation, molecular function: protein binding. Gene Ontology annotation, cellular component: presynaptic membrane; signaling receptor complex; postsynaptic membrane.